UCGGCUUGCCUGCAGAAGAAGAAAAAAAAUGUCGUGUGCACGAACAUCCGACAAAAACCGUUACCGAAGACCAAAACCGUCACAAAAUGUCGUCAUAAUAUAUGCCGUACCGAACUGUUUUGGAUGCGAAGCAUGCGGUUAUUAGACGGGAGAGUGACACACACAUAUAUUCUUGCCUGAACUGAGGGACCAGAAUUAGCUAUUGUGCUAAACCGAGUCGCUGCUAACUAGCUAGCUGGUUAUCGUGUGUUUUAGUCAGACAUUUAGCUAACGUUAGCUAAGGAUACAGAGUACCUACCACCUGAAUACCCUUUCUCAGGUUGCAAGCACGUCCUAGCUAGUUAGCCAUGUUGACUUGUAGCGAACAUUAACUACACCGAUUUAAGUCAACGUUAGCUAGCUAAAAUGCAGUCACACAGGCUACAAGUUAUCUGCUAACGCGUUAGCUAGCUAAGGUUAUUUCGGUUCGGCUACGGUAGGCAGGGGUCUGUCCUGUUUGCCCUCCGAUUUGGGGUUUGCUUUCAUCUGUCAAACUGAGGAUUCACAAACCCGGUGGCUGUCGAAGGUGUGACGUCAUCGCCCGGUGCUCUUCAUCGAGGAGCCGGGAUCUGAUUGGUCCGUUUGGGUUGCGGCUGGCGGGCUGGCUCCUCCCCCUCCCGGCGGCAGCGUGCGUUCCCAGCUGCCUCCCUGCACCCCACGCUCGCCCGGCCUGCUCGCCCAUGCCCCCGCCACCCCCACCAGGCCCUCCAACGCCAUGUGCCUUCCCCACACCAUGGAAGCAGCAACGGGGAAGCACGGAGCGAGCCAGGCAGGGUUAGGCCUCGGGGGGCUGGGGCUGGGCCAGGGGGGACGGCGGUGUGGAGGGGUACCACUAGAGCCCUUCGUACACCAGGUGGGAGGGCACACCAGUAUGAUGCGUUACGACGACCACACGGUGUGUAAACCCCUCAUCAGCCGGGAGCAACGCUUCUACGAGUCGCUGCCUCCUGAGAUGAAGGAGUUUACACCGGAGUACAAAGGCAUGGUUUUGGUGUGUUUUGAGGGGGAUAUUGACGGUUACAUCAACCUGGUGGCGUACCCGUACGUGGAGAGCGAGAUCCUGGACCACGAGGACCUACCGGAGAGGGAGCAACCCCGGAGGAAACACUCCCGACGCAGCCUCCACCGCUCCACCUCCGAGAUCAAAGAGGAAAGGCUACCGCACGAGAGUGACAGCACUGAGAAUCUCCAGGAGCUGAAGAGUCCUCGUCUAGAGCUCCAGAUCUACAGUGAUAUUCCCUUCCAGAUGCUGGAUAAUAACAGCGGCCUGGGCUCAGAGAAGAUCAGCCACAACCCCUGGAGUCUCCGCUGUCACAGGCAGCAGCUCAGCCGCAUGAGAUCAGAGUCCAAGGACAGGAAGCUCUACAGUAUCCCUUUUUAUUUAUUUAUUUAACUUGGCAAGUCAGU
This is a messenger RNA of Salvelinus namaycush (lake trout), 1446 nucleotides long. Its product is annotated as inositol hexakisphosphate kinase 1-like. Gene Ontology annotation, molecular function: inositol hexakisphosphate kinase activity. The transcript is spliced from 4 exons. NCBI's taxonomy places the organism in Eukaryota, Metazoa, Chordata, Actinopteri, Salmoniformes, Salmonidae. The record is from RefSeq and is a predicted model, not a curated record. The coding region runs from base 755 to 1432 and encodes 225 amino acids. Gene Ontology annotation, cellular component: nucleus; cytoplasm. Gene Ontology annotation, biological process: phosphatidylinositol phosphate biosynthetic process; inositol phosphate biosynthetic process.